AUGUCCCACGCCGCCAAUCUCACAAACCACAACGCGGACAACUACCACACCAACGCCUCCUUCGUCUUCUCUGCUGCCAACACUGCCCCUGUCUUGGGCCUCCUCCAGGCGAAAGAGGGCGAGAAGAUCAUCGACCUUGGGUGUGGCACUGGUGAGCUUACAAAGGGUCUGAAAGAGGUGGUAGGGGAGAAAGGGGUAGUAGUGGGCGUUGAUUCUUCUCAGGAUAUGCUCGACAAAGCUGCUUCCCAGUCCCCUUCUUCCAUUCCUUACAUCCAAGCAGAUAUCCAAAGCGCAUCCGCCUUUGCCGCUGCCCACCCAGAAUACCACCACGCCUUCGACGCCGUCUUCACGUCCGCUACUCUGCACUGGUGCAAAGACUCUCCCGAGGGCGUGAUUGAGCUUGUGGGGUGGCUUCUGAAGCCCAGAGGAAAGUUUGCAUUCGAGUUUGGAGGGUUUGGGAACGUAUGUGGUAUCAGGGCAGCGCUUCAUCAUGCCGUCAGGGCCAGAGGUAUUGAUCCCAUCCCGCUCGACCCUUGGUACUUCCCCACUCCCAGACAAUACGAAUCUGUUCUCAAAGCAGCAGACUUCACCCCCUCCAACGUCCACCUCGCCCCCCGUCCCACCCCGCUCCCAACUUCCCUCCAAGGCUGGCUCACCACCUUUGCUCGAUCUUCCUUCCUCUCUUCAUUCUCCGACACUGAUGCCGCUACUAUCAUGCAAGAGGCCGCCGAGAUUUCUAGGAUCGACAAUUAUUGGAGUGCGAAGAACCCGGGGAUGGGCGUGAAAGGGCAAGAGGGGCAGGAGGCCCAGGAGGAGGGAUGGGAGGUUAUGUAUGUCAGGUUGAGGGGUGUUGCUUUCGCGCCUUCUUCUUGA
Cryptococcus wingfieldii CBS 7118 is the source of this 873-nucleotide messenger RNA. RefSeq lists its product as hypothetical. Lineage: Eukaryota; Fungi; Basidiomycota; Tremellomycetes; Tremellales; Cryptococcaceae. The record is from RefSeq and is a predicted model, not a curated record. The transcript is spliced from 4 exons. The coding region runs from base 1 to 873 and encodes 290 amino acids.